AACCCCAUGCUAAAAGGGAAGCACAACCGUGUGUGCCAGAGUCACUCUCCCAUAACCUAGAGAGAUGGGGCAGUCUGUGCCGUGAGGACGGAGCUUGGAAGAAAGAAAACAAGGACAGGAAAACAAACGAGACAUAAGAGGACAUCUGGAAAAAGCAGAAGGCAGAAGACAGGGAGAGGAAAACAAACCCACAGCAGGUGGAGACAAGAUCUAGAGCAAACCGGUCUGGUCCACAGUUGUUUUUCUGGAAGAGAAGAAAGUACCAGAGGAUUGCUUGUUUUCCCUUCAGUUAAUGAAAACUCUUAUCUUCAUCAAAAAGAAAAGGCUAAGGGAAGGUAAAGACAAUCUUUGUUUUCUUAGGGGCAGAGCUGAGUGAAACCCAGACUAUCUUUGAAGCGUCUAAAAUAAGCCACUGCCUGGUACACAUUGCAGAACCAUCCAGGUCUCUGAAGAUCUACAUCCCCUUCAGGAAAAUUCCAGCCGGAGUAGCUGAAAGAGAGUACCUUUCGGAGGUGGAAAUCCUAUGAGAAAGAUGGAAAAAGGAGCCAGGCACCGAAACAACACUGAAAAGAACCACCCAGGUGGGAGCGAGUCGGAGGCCAGCCCCGAGUCUGGUUCCGGAGGGGGCGGAGUAGCCCUGAAGAAAGAGAUUGGAUUGGUCAGUGCUUGUGGUAUCAUUGUAGUGCUCCUCACAUGGGUCAACUGUGCCAGUGUGCGGUGGGCCACCCGGGUUCAAGACAUUUUCACAGCUGGGAAGCUCCUGGCCCUGGCCCUGAUCAUCAUCAUGGGAGUUGUCCAGAUCUGCAAAGGAGAGUAUUUCUGGCUGGAACCAAAGAACGCAUUUGAGAAUUUCCAAGAACCUGACAUCGGCCUUAUCGCACUGGCUUUCCUUCAGGGCUCCUUUGCCUACGGAGGCUGGAACUUUCUUAAUUACGUGACUGAGGAACUUGUUGAUCCCUACAAGAACCUUCCCAGAGCCAUCUUCAUCUCCAUCCCACUGGUCACAUUUGUGUAUGUCUUUGCCAAUGUCGCUUAUGUCACUGCAAUGUCCCCCCAGGAGCUGCUGGCUUCAAACGCAGUCGCUGUGACAUUCGGAGAGAAGCUCCUAGGGGUCAUGGCCUGGAUCAUGCCCAUUUCCGUUGCCCUGUCCACAUUUGGAGGAGUUAAUGGGUCUCUCUUCACCUCUUCCCGGAGCAGUGACCACCUGGAGUCCCCAGCCGAGGGCGAGCAGUGGAAGAGCAGUGACCCAUGAGGCUCUCUGGGAUCUAUUGGAACAGAGUGACUGGCUACAGUCGCUUUAGAGUGGGGUUUGUCCCUCGGGCAGGCCCAGCAGCGGUCUGCAUGCAU
Leptonychotes weddellii (Weddell seal) is the source of this 1347-nucleotide messenger RNA. Lineage: Eukaryota; Metazoa; Chordata; Mammalia; Carnivora; Phocidae. The record is from RefSeq and is a predicted model, not a curated record.